AGGCAGUGUAUCUGCAGGGAAUGUUGCUGGAGUAGGGGCUGCAAAACAGAGCAGGUCUGGACCAGCACGUGUGUUAAAGAACCGGAGUGUAACUGGCAGAGGCAGGUUGGAAGGGAAGAAUCAGCAUUCCUCCCGUGUCGGUAGGGGUUAAUGGGAAAUUCUCUGCCCGGUUGGACAUCCUCUCUAGUGCAAGGGAUGCUUCCUCCUAUAGAACUAAUGUGCAGCCUCUGGGAACAUGGGGAGAUUUUAAAGGAAAACAGGUGAACAGUAAACAUUGUACGGCUCCUGGCUCAGAACUUGACCACUCUGCGUAGAGUGGAGUAAAAGAUUGAGGGCUAAUACGGAUUCUUAGGUGUGCAUGAUGUUGCAUUGGUAGGCAUCAGGGUGUGCAAAUGAUACACAAAUCUGGCAAGGCUGAGAAUUACCUAGAUCUGAGAGAUGCCAGGUGAAUCUUAUCCACUGGAAAGUAUCAUCCAUCACAUGUAGAUAGUUCUGUGCCAGUGAAAGCUUUUCAGAGCUGUGCAUUUCUGUUUUACAGAUUCAGAGAAGGAACCAGGAUAAAGGGUCUGUAUAAGAUGAAGCAAUGAAUCCUUACUGAAGCAUCAGACUUAGCAGGUAAGAAAGCCAGGAAGGAGAUAAUGCUGAGUCAGACUGUGUUCUUUCUGUACCACUACUUGAAUUUUUUGAGAACAUGUGAACCACAUACUUGAAACACUGCACCUCUCUGUGGUGUUCUCUUCAUCAUAGUAGGCCUGUGUUGCCAGAAUUGAGAGGCCAGGGAUGUCAGUGAAAUGGGAGUGACCCUGAAAAAUUCAGCAAGAGGUUCUGGAAAGAAAAGUUCAAUUAAAGAUGUAAGCCAGUGCUCUUGACAUGCCGUCUGGGAAAGCAGUUCUUAAAUGUGCUCUAUCAGUGCCAAAGUAGCCAUGCUGUCUGUAUAAUUCACAAGGGAUCUGCCCAGCCAUAAUCCAAACGAAAUCCUUUCUUGCAGUCCUGCUCUUGCAAUAAUGGCAAUGUCAAAGUUAGGUGGUUCUAGUGACCCUCUGUUCUGUCACAUUAUUUUUCCACAAAAAUUUUAACUGUUCCUGUGAUGGGUGGUGCAGGUGUACCUGAACUCGCUGUUGAGAUCCAGUUUAGAGGAGCAGUUAUUUGGUACCCAGCAGCUGUUUUUUUGAUUGUACACUGUCAGAUCACCUUUAUAACAACUCCUUUCUCACUUCUUCACUUCCUAGUAGAUCACUGCAGAAAGCAUUUGUAUCCCAGCAGUGCUUUGCAUACAGCGUGAUUUAGCUUCUGGAUGUUAAAUUAAGCAUGGAUGUUAGUAUUUAAGCUACCAAGUCUUGGCUGUGGUAUCAAGAGGAGUUUUUCAUUCCUUCCCAGGCACACAGUGUUCUUGAAAUCCUGCAAAUGCAUUUCAGCAGGGCCAGUGUUCCAAAGUGCAGCCCAUGGUUAUCUUCAUCUUUAAUAUUAACAAGGCAUUGGGUCAGGAGGGGAUGAGUUACUUGCCAAGACCUGUUGCCUCUUCGCUCUCCAAACCAGCUUUCUGAACUAAAGAUGACCUUGCAUGCUUUUCCACUCUGUUUCAAGUUGUUUGUUGGUUGCUGCUAAGUCACUUGCUUUGCAGCCAACAAACCCUCAAUUCUUAUCUCUGCCAUCCACUCUAAAUACAAUCAUGGUGUAGCUUGUCAGGGAGAUAGGCUAAAGCUUUGAAAAAGGUGUAGUCUUUUGCAAGUCUGCCUGCUUCUUGUCCCAGAGCAGAACAAAUCAAGUCAGAUGGGACGAGUGAUUUUUGGUCAGCAUGCUGGUCUGAAUGGUACCAGAGCUGGCUUGGAGAAAGGCAGCUGGUGUGGCAUAUAAAGUGUUUUUAGAAAGGUGAAGAAGGCCAAGCUAUUUGAGCAGUACAAAGUAAACAAAUUUUGAUAAAAUAUAACUGUAUUUUUUGGUAGUUGAUUUCAUGGCUGUGAAUCUUGGAGGCUGAUGGUUUUUCUGAAGGUGAGCUCCCUAACCUGUUAAAAUGUCUGCCAUAUUUUAUGGAGAAGCUGCUGAAAACUGGAUUCUGAAAUUUCCAUGUAUCACCACAUCUAGUGUAGAGCCAAGAAGCAGUUCUGUAGGUUAGGUCCUGACAAAUUUUCUGUGUUGUGUAUUUGUUGUCACAGGUCUCACUUCUCCAGCCCAGAGUGACAGCAGAACUCUGUGCCUUCCGUGUUGCUGGGAGAAAUGCAACAUGUGGAGGUCUCAAUAGGAUUCCUCUGCUAAUAAAUGAGGAUCUGGCUUGACACCUUUUUGAUUCAUCUUGCUCUUUUUACUGGGCUUGUCAUAAUAGAGCAGAUUUUCUUGACCAUUUGACUUGAUUAAUGCUUUGAGAGUAAAUUUAAGGUUCUGAAACUGGGUAUAUUAAUCUCCUUGCUUGAGGGCUUUUGGUUGGGAAGGUAUCUCCUUUCAGUAUGACACCCUAAGCUUUGGAGAGAGUGCUUGUUGGCAUUCAUGCCAGCUGUGUGUAUUUCAGAUCACUAGUAACUGGGUAAAUGUGAUCCUCUCUGAGAUUCAUUUUACGCAGGACUGCAAAGGAACUAUGUGUGUAACCUAUACAAACUGGAUGAAUGCCUUAGGUCAUGAAAUAAUCCAUCCUGUUUCCCUGCCAGUUCCCUUACCUGAGGGCUUUUCCUUAGAUCUAGAUUGGCUGAGUCUGUAGUAGGAAGAAUGUUACUUUUUAAGUUGAAAUACCUUUACAGCUUGUUGGAGAGGAAGGGCGAUGCUAUGGUCAGAAAGAUAUCUAAUUUCUGCCACAGAUUUAUUUUGUUCAGAUCAUCGCUGUUUCUUACUCUUCAUUCUUUGCUUGGAAAAUAAGAUUAACACUGGUCUUGCUAGGAAUUUGAGGAUGAACCCAUAGGUGUGUAGAUGCUUAGAUACUGUGGUGUUUAAUGCUUUAGUAAAGCUCUGUGGAAAAGAAAUGGAAAGGGUAUUUCAAGCUGUGAUUUCAGAAUGAAGCAGACCCCUGUCUGAUCCAUUGUCCUGUGUAUUCUGUAGCAUGGUGAAAUUGUUAUGGAGUUCAAGUCAGGCCCUGCCUUGUUCAAGGCAAGUGGGCAUUCUGAGACCUCACCAUUUUUGCCUUCCCAGGAACUAUUUGCUUGUUUUGCUCACAUCUAACAUUGCCUGAAUAUUUUUUACUUCAAGGACAAUUUUCUCUUUUUUGCUUCGUUGUUUGUUCCAUUCUCAGAAACCAUUCUCUUCAUUGUUAGGAUAUUCAUGGAUGUAUGGUUUUAUUCCAAAUAUGCUCAGCCAGAGAGGGCCAAAAGCAGCAGCUUGCAGGAUGUUUUGUAUUUGGAAUGACAUGAGCCAGCCUCUCUGGAGUGUCCUCCUGGGAGCUGCUCUUCGGAAGGAAAUAGCGUGGAAAACCAUGUAGGAGUGUGAGAAUAGCUUUGCAAUGGUUGGAAUGCACUAUAAGCAUCACUUGGGUGGGCUCAGUUUUUCUCUGCUUUUCAACAAUGCUGGGUGCCAAGCCUGAGGAAGACUGCUGUGCAAGGGUGAAGGAGCUGGAAUGUAUUCUUCAGUUGAGGUGAAUGCAAUUCAGUGAAACUGAUAGGCAUCAAACUGAAUAAUGAUUUUAAAGUAUUUUCACAUGAUGUCUAAUCUGUGGAAAUUCACUACCACAUAAUAGCACUGAGGCUAAGAACUGAGCAGGAUUCAGAAAAGAUCAAGCACUUAGGAGUGGAAAUGUUCAGACUUGCUUUAGUUAAAGAACUUGUUUUAGACGGUGUAUUUUUCAGACCUAAUCCAAUCUCUUAACAGGUAAAGGUUUGAAGAAAGGGUAGUGUGUUCCAUAAAUGUCCACUAAGGCUUCUUGCUCCAGCUACUAAACCACCUUAAUGUAUUGGUGUCAGGGGCAAGGUAUUGAAUCACUUAUGUGCUAUGUUAGGUUGCUCGCUGACCUUGCUUUUUGUGGUAACUGCAUUAGGGUAAAAAAAAAACCAACAAAUCACCAACCAAAGAACAAAUCCACAAAGCACUGCAGCUGCUCUGAUUAGUCCUGGUAGUUGAGGAUUUUAAGCUGAUGAAGAGCAAGGUCUGUGGAUAGAUAGUGUGGUUUGUAGAGGAGGACCAUCUUACUGAUGAACAUGGAGACAAGCAGCUAUUGUCUUUUCAUGCUGAGUAGUCAUGCAAAGCACUUGCUGCUUCUUCCUUUCGCUUGUAAGAGGGAAAAGAAUGCGUAGAGUUUGGCCUCUCCACGUUGCAGUCUUCUUGUGGACUUUAGUCCGUAAGGUGUCUGAAAGGCAGGGCAUUAAGGCUGUUGAAGUGACUCAUACUGCAGCCUGAGUCUCAGUGUGCUAAUGUCUAUGAAGACAUUUUGUGUCCUGUGCUCAUGUCCAGUCUGUUGAGGAUCAGGAGAAUCAUCAGUGCUGCAAGAGCUGUUGGCCAGAUGCUGCUGAAUGUUGACAGGAGAAAGCUGAUUCGGAGACAAACGACCAGAAAUGUUUGGACACGUCGUCACUUUGGAUCUGUCAUCUGAGUGAGUGUCCUUGCUUCAUGAGGCUUUGGAUCUGAGCCCAGGCUGGUAACCCACUUUCGGAGCCGCGCAGGUGGGAGGAUGUCGAGCACAGCCCCAUCAAAGAAGCCUUACCGCAAGGCGCCCCCGCAGCAUCGCGAAAUCCGACAUGAGGUACCCAUCAUUCGUGACGACCAGGAUGGAGUGAUCUUGGCUGAGCAGAGUCAGGAACCCUUGACGGAUGCGGAAAGGAUGAAGCUACUGCAACAUGAGAAUGAGGAGCUUCGGCGGCGGCUGACUUACGUGACUAACAAAAUGGAGGCAAUGGAGAGGGAACUGGAGUCAGGUCAGGACUACCUGGAGAUGGAACUGGGCCAGAACCGUGAGGAGCUGGAGAAGUUCAAGGACAAAUUCCGUAGGUUGCAGAAUAGCUACACUGCUUCCCAGAGAACCAACCAAGAUCUGGAGGAGAAGCUGCAUGCCCUGAUAAAAAAGGCAGAAAUGGACCGCAAGACACUGGACUGGGAAAUUGUAGAGCUCACUAAUAAGUUGCUUGAUGCCAAAACCACCAUCAAUAAGCUGGAGGAACUCAAUGAACGCUAUCGACAGGACUGUAACCUUGCAGUACAGCUGCUCAAGUGUAACAAGUCUCACUUCAGGAACCACAAGUUUGCUGAUCUUCCCUAUGAGCUGCAGGACAUGGUGAAUAAGCAUUUGCACAGCACACAGGAGUCUGCAGGCCCUGGCCAAGAGACAUUCCACACCUUGGCUCCAUCUGAUGUUGUGCCCACCUCAGUCAUUGCCAGAGUUUUGGAGAAACCAGAAUCUCUGGUUCUGAAUUCAGCCAAAUCUAGCAGUGGCAGCUGUCCCAUGGCUGAGGAUGUCUUCGUGCAUGUGGACAUGAGCGGAGCCCUUCCUGAUGCCUGCAACAGUGCAGGGCAGAUGGGGAAGGAGGGAGGAGAUGCGGGGAAACAGCAGAACGGUGGCUGCAAGCCACAGAAUAGUGUGGAAAGUGUGCCUGAGGAGGUGCCUGCCUUUGAGAAGCUAAGCCCUUACCCUACUCCCUCACCUCCCCAUCCUAUGUACCCAGGGCGCAAAGUGAUUGAGUUCUCUGAGGACAAGGUAAGGAUCCCAAAGAACAGCCCCCUGCCCAACUGUACGUAUGCUACACGCCAGGCCAUCUCCCUCAGCCUGGUACAGAGUGAAGAUGAGAGCUGCGACAGGCACCGGACACUCCCCAGCAGCCCUGCUUCAGAAGGGCGCCGUUCAGCCUCCAGCUGUUCCUGUCAGCAGUCCCCCAAAGCAGCCAGGGCUCACGGCUCUUCCCAGAGCAGCCCGUUCAGCAGCCCUCCCCAAAUCCCGAGCGCCUUUGCCAGCUCUGCCAGCUCUGAAGAGGACCUGCUGGCUAACUGGCAGCGUAUGUUUGUGGAUAAGGCACCCCCCACCUCGGAGCGAGUGCUGAUGAACCGCACAGCUUUCAGUCGUGACACAGCCCCCGAGCUCCAGAAGAGGUUCAGCCGCUCCAUGCAGGAGUUGGGUAGGGCAGCGUCAGCUUACUCGGAUGGUGAGGAAUCUGCACAGAGCUGCAGCUGGACCGUGAGCCGGGACUCAAGUGUGGACACAGACAGCACCGAGUCCAGAGCCCGCAGGAGCCAUUUCUCCUCAGACUAUGGUACAGAUUUCUCCCAGGAUGAAGCCCAGAAGCUGGUGCUUGAAAGCAGUGGAGGCACUGCUGAGCCUGAAAGCCCCUCACCAGAGAAGCACAAGGACUAUGUAGACCUUGGCUUGCCUGAGAGCCCAGCCGAGGAGAGAGAAAUGCUGCUCCAAGGAAACAAGGAGAGCAGCCAAGGAGGUGUCCAAGAGGAAAGCGGAGAAGGCAGGGUCAAGCCUCCUUUCAGUCGGCCACACCGCAGCCCCAAGAGGAUGGGGGUGCACCACUUACAUCGCAAAGACAGUCUGACACAAGCCCAGGAACAGGGCAACCUUCUCAGCUGAGGCAGAGCAAGAAGCAGCCACGCUUAGCAGAGCUGUGGGAUGCGCCCAUCAGUCUACCUGAGGGAGAAGCCUCCCUUAGUACCCUCCUCCCCAGGGAAAUCUGCUCUGAGAUUUUAUAUUUAUUCUCUUCUUUUGCUACCUGGAAGAGCUGGGAUCUCCCUUCCCCAGCACGUCAGACCCACAGUACAAGCACACACAGUGUGCAGAAGCACACCCACUGCCCUGACACACUCGCAGCUCUCUUCACAGCCUCACACUGGUGCCUGUACCAGAGCUAGUUCUUGGUACCCCUUGUCCUGGUGCCUGUGCCUCUUUUUGAUCUCAUCCCCCUUCUCACUCAGGUACCUGAGGCCCUGAGUGCUCUCGAGUUGUUUCCCCACAGCUGCUCUGCUCUCUUUUAACUUGUGCCAACAGAGCAGAGUGCCUGUGUGGUGGUGUCUGAUUCCCCGGGAGCCCCAGGGACUGUGACUGGGGCACGAGGACUGUCCCAGCAGAUGGCUGUGUGCCGUGGGGAUGUGCUGGGAUUGCUGGUGUCUCAUUUUCCUCCUGGGUUUUGUUAUCUGCCUCUGCAAGGUCACUGUCGUGUGUCUCCAGGGCUGGGCCUGUGCACAGGGGCUGGUGCUGUGGUGUGGGGCACGGGUGCUGCCUGCUGAAGUGGUUUGAGAAGGCAGUGCCUGCUGGGCACUGGAGUUUGUGUCUCUUCCCUCACACCUCUUCCCUUGCUCUCUGUGCUGUUGUUUUGUUUGAACGGUGCUGAUGCUUUGCUCUUGGGUGGGCUUCUUUCUUCUUUCCAAGCCUUUGGUUUUGGGGUGUAUUGUUUUUUUCUUUCCCCCGCCCUGCAUAAACAGACACAGCCGUUGGCAACCAGUCUGAUGCCUGCACUGAAGGUGUGUUGAGAAGUCAGAGCUAUCAGAGCUGCACUUCCCACUGAUCCUGGCCUCCAGCCUGCAGAAACCCCUCCAGAUUCAAGAACAAGGUCUUGCCCCAGGCAAGCAAGGCGUGAAGGAUACUACCGGGCUUUUCUGGGAAGGGCUUGGUGCAGGGCCAGCAGGGAUGCGAGGGCAGCGUGCUGAGGAGCUGCUCCCUGCAGAUGCACUACCUCAUGGCUUGGUAGCAGCCCUUCACUAGGGUCUCCUUGCACGCCCCCUUCUCUGGGAGGCCCCAGGCUCUGGUGUCUCUCUGAGGCCUCCCUUUAUGGGUAGGGCUCUGCGUGUUUUUCCUAGCCUAGUGUGAUUUUGUGUGACUUUUCUUCUCAGUCUUGUGUGCUUAGUGUCUUGUUGGGGGGGAGGGAAGGGGAGAGGUCUGUAGAUGUAGGUAUUUUUUGGGGGGCUUAAAAAGCCCAGGCCUCCUGUUUUUAAUUUUGUCUUGUGCCCUUGUCUGUCUGGUGUUUCUUGGCUUCCAUGGGGGUGUGGGGCAGAGAACAGCCAAGUUCCCUUCACCAUACCCCCUUCAAACCUUGCCCUCCACCUGCUGUCUGGUUUUUGAGUUGCAUUAGUGUUGUCCUCCCACCCUACACCAUGCGGGCUCUCCAUUGGGCUGGAGGAGAGCAUCCUUCUCUCCAGGAGGGAGCAUCUGUUCAUAUACUUACAUCAAGAUUUGCAGCCAAGAGCUGUCUGGGGGCCCUGCUCCCCUCCCCAAACCCCUGUCUCUGUAAAGGGCUUGCAGCUUGUAGCUGGGGCCAGCCAGGGCUUCAGCUUGAGCCUGGAGGCUCCGGGCCAGUGAAAGGGAGCUGCAGGCUUCUCUGGCAAGCUGUGUAGGUUUUUUUAUGUACCCUGGGCAGAGCUGCUGCCUACACACUCACCUUUUUUCUCACCUGGAACAGUUGUGGAGCUGGAUGCCACCCUCUAGUGGGGAGGUGGGACUCAGUAUUUCACUGCAGUGUUUUUCACUGUGCAGACAGGCUGGUGCUGAGAGUGGGAGCCUUCUCUGAGCCUGCAGAGUGUUCAUCUCUCCUGUCCCGGUUGUGAUGGGGGGAUGUCCUUGUGUUUGCUGCCAUCAGCCACUCCACUGCUACAUUUCUUUUGUUCUUCUGCAGCACUGCUGAGGGUUUGCAUCUGCAGCAGCUGCCAGAUCCUGCCUCACUGAUGUCACCUGGGGUUGGAUGCUCACUGAGCCAGCUGCUCUGGCUCUGAGGCUGCAAUGGGGGAGGUAUUGCCCCCAGGGCUCAGCCCCAUCUACCCUGAAUCCUGGCAUGCUGGUCAGUGGACAAAACUCCUUUCCUGAGGCAAUUGGACAGAGCUGGCCUUGCUCUGCUUUUGGUCAAAGUAGACUGAAAAGCAAAACAGUGAAGUGGAGGGUUGGCAAAGGUUUGCCCAGCACCUCACCAGACACUUGUGCUUUGCAGCAUUAGGCUGCUGGCAGAGGUUGAGAGGGAGUGGUGGCCUCAAGCAGCAGAGCCCUCUCUUUCCCUGUGGGUAUUGUGUCCUCGGCACUCGUGCCCACCUCCAGCAGUAUUGGCUCUGGGGCCUUGAGCCUGUCCCACUUCCAGUGUCCCAACUCCAGACUGUUAAUCUGUAACUAAUGUGUUUUUUUCUGAGAUUUUCAAGCUGAUGUAUAUUUUAAGACCAGAAAUAAACUAUUUUAAAAGUA
Messenger RNA from Sturnus vulgaris (Common starling), 9064 nucleotides. The record is from RefSeq and is a predicted model, not a curated record. NCBI's taxonomy places the organism in Eukaryota, Metazoa, Chordata, Aves, Passeriformes, Sturnidae.